This is a messenger RNA of Plasmodium vinckei vinckei, 327 nucleotides long. RefSeq names its product 60S ribosomal protein L30e, putative. Gene Ontology annotation, molecular function: RNA binding; structural constituent of ribosome. The record is from RefSeq and is a predicted model, not a curated record. The transcript has 2 exons. Gene Ontology annotation, cellular component: cytosolic large ribosomal subunit. Bases 1 to 327 code for a protein of 108 amino acids. NCBI's taxonomy places the organism in Eukaryota, Apicomplexa, Aconoidasida, Haemosporida, Plasmodiidae.
AUGGCAAAAAAAUCAAAGAAAAGUGUAGGAGAUAAUAUCAACUCCAAACUUCAACUUGUCAUGAAGUCAGGAAAAUAUCAAUUUGGAAGGAAAUCAUGUUUAAAAGCUUUAAGAACAGGAAAAGGCAAACUUGUAAUUGUUAGCAGCAACUGCCCACCUAUCCAAAGAAGUGUUAUCGAAUACUAUGCUAUGCUUUCAAAAUGUGGUGUACAUGAUUACCAUGGUGAUAAUAAUGAUUUAGGAACAGCCUGUGGUAAAUUAUUUCGUAUCAGUUGCUUAGUCAUAACUGAUGUUGGAGAUUCAGAUAUAAUUAAAACAAAUGAAUAA